Cavia porcellus (domestic guinea pig) is the source of this 708-nucleotide messenger RNA. RefSeq names its product histone H3.1. Gene Ontology annotation, molecular function: DNA binding; structural constituent of chromatin; protein heterodimerization activity. The transcript has a single exon. Lineage: Eukaryota; Metazoa; Chordata; Mammalia; Rodentia; Caviidae. The coding region runs from base 249 to 659 and encodes 136 amino acids. Gene Ontology annotation, cellular component: nucleosome. The record is from RefSeq and is a predicted model, not a curated record.
AGCUUAGAGUUAGCAAUUUAAGAAAUAGGACUCACAGAGGUCUCAGACUGACAGACCUUGAAGGAUCAGAAAGUGUAGUAACUCAUCCAAUCAGAAUCUCCAUUGUCGCACCAAUCAACUUGUUGCUUUUCAACCAAUAGUUUUAGAGCGCGGGACUUUUGAAAAGCAUCCAGACCAAUCAGAAUGUUUCUGAGCAUAUAUAAUGGCAAGCUGUUGCACUUCUUUCAUGUCACUGUGCGUUAGCUGACAUGGCUCGUACCAAGCAAACUGCUCGUAAGUCCACUGGGGGUAAGGCCCCGCGCAAGCAGUUGGCCACCAAAGCUGCCCGGAAGAGCGCUCCGGCUACCGGCGGAGUGAAGAAGCCGCACCGCUAUCGCCCCGGUACUGUGGCUCUGCGCGAGAUCCGGCGCUACCAGAAGUCCACCGAGCUGCUCAUACGCAAGCUGCCAUUCCAGCGGUUGGUGCGGGAGAUCGCACAGGACUUCAAGACUGAUCUGCGUUUCCAGAGUUCGGCCGUCAUGGCACUGCAGGAGGCCUGUGAGGCCUACCUCGUUGGUCUGUUUGAAGACACCAACCUGUGUGCCAUCCACGCCAAGCGGGUCACCAUCAUGCCGAAAGACAUCCAGCUGGCCCGCCGAAUCCGCGGGGAGAGGGCUUAACGCUAUCCCUGCUUCCAACAUCUCAAAAGGCUCUUCUAAGAGCCACCUA